UCACGACUACAGCCAGUUUCAAUUUGAGUUUGGCUUUAGCUUUUCUAACUGUACCUCUGCACACUCUGGCAAUGCCCUUGUAGUUCUCGACAGAUAAUCCUCCACUUCUCCAUCUCUGGUAUGCUUCCCUUUUGGAUUUGAGUAGACCCAGGAGGUCAUGGUUGAGCCAUGGGGGCCUCUUGCUCCGCUUACUUCCCUUUCCUUUGCAGGGAAGUUUGGUUUUGUGCUUCCAAUAGAGAGUUCUUGAAGAAUUCCCAGCUCUCACUAGCUCCUUUGUCUUCCAUGGAAGCUUCCCAUGGAAUCCCUCCCAGUUGAGCCCUGAGUGAACUGAAGUUUGCUCUUCUAAAAUCCAGAACCCUUGUCUUAGAGCUGACCUUCAGCACUCUCAGCUGGCCUCAUAAUGUGUUUUUCCUUUUCACUUCCUCUUACCUCUUGUGCACACCAGGGGAUUCCUUCAUCAUUCUGGGUUUCUGAUUCCUAUCUAACCUUAGCACAUUUGUAGGUGUUGUAUAAGUCACUCUUGCUGUCAUGUUUCCAAGUCACAUCAAAUUACAAUUAGAGGACUAUGUUAUCUUACAAUACAAAGCACAUGAUACACCUACGUUUCUGAACACUCUGACUCAGGGAACCCCAGCAUCCUGUUCCCUCAGGGCUCCCCCCUUGCGGCCCGGGGGUACAGUGCUUCUCUCUUUGGCCCUGCGUUGGCUGGUGCCUCCCAUAGCUGCAGAUGUCUUUGCCAUGGGUCAUCCACUCUGCUCACUCUCCCCUUCCUUAAAAAGCCUUGGGCUCCAGGACUGGAUUUUCCUAAGCUUGUCAUCACCGUCAGGGCUGGACCAUCUCCUGAGACAUGGCAGAACAAAGGCCAGAGAUUCUGGCAGCCCUACGCCCUGCCCAGGAGGCAUCAGGGAGGGCAGGAGCUGCUCUAGGCCUGUAACCUUGAGCCAGGCUACAGCCAUGGGUUUAUUCUAGGAUCUUCUGCAGGAAACUGCUUGGUGGGGCGAGAGCAGCACUGCCCUGGGUUGACCCUGUCCCAAACACUCCUGCCCCAGGGACUCCACUAGUGAACGCAAACCAUCCCCCGUGCCAGGGCUGAGGCUGUCACAAAUUCAUCACAUGCAUGGCCCCAGGGACCCUGUGGGUGGUAGGUCCCUUCACAGGGCGCUGCUAGGAAGCGGUGCGAGGGGGCCGCUCUUAUGUCCCGGCCGCCCCGGGUCCGGGUCCGGGUCCGGGUCCUGGACCCCCCGCCCCACCGGAGUUAAACAAGCGCCGUUAGCCCUUUAAAUCCGCGCCCCCAGCGGCCGCGCCCCCGCCGCGUCCUCCGAACCGCCCAAUGGGCGGUGGGGAGGGGGGCGGCCCUCGCCUCCGAUUGGCCCGGCGGGGCGCGGCGGCCGGAGCGAAGAUGGCGGCGCCCAGCGGCGGGGGUCCCGGGGCGCGCGGCGGCUGAGGGCGGCCCGGGCCCGCCGCCAUGGACCUGCUGCUGGCGCUGCUCCGCGCCCUGAGGGUGGCCGCGGACCUGCUGGUGCUGGUGCUGGACGUCAACUUCUUCCUGGUGUCUUCGCUGGUGUCGGCGCUGCUCUGGCUACUGGCCGCGGCCUGCAGCCUCCCCGCCGCGGCGCUGGCCUGCUGGGACGGGCUGCUCCUCUCGCUGGCCUCCCUGGCCCGGGCGGCCUGCUGCCUGGCGCUGGGCGGCCUGCAGGCGCUGGGCGGCCUGCUGCGGGGGUGCUGCUGCGGGCUGGAGGGGCUGAAGGCGGCCGGGCACCUCCUCUCGCACCUGGGGCUGCGGGGCAGGGAGCUGCUACAGCGCGGGCUCUGGGGCCUGCUGGGCGGCGGCCAGGCCCUGGCCAGGCAGGUCUGCGAGGUGCUGGCCAUCGGCACCAGCCUGCUGGCCUACCUUGUCAACAGCCUGGUCAACGUCUGCCUCAUCGGCACGCAGAACCUCUUCACCCUGGUGGUGGCCCUGUGGGACUCCGUCGCCGGCCCCUUCCUUAGAGUCACUGACCUGCUGGCUGCUUUCCUUGCGCACGUGUCCAGCGGCGCCAUCGCUGUGGCCAUCCUGCUGUGGUCACCCUGCCGGUUGGCCUUCGAGCUCCUGGCCUCCAUUGUCGAGCUCUUCAUCAACAUCUUCUUCCUGCAUAUCUAUGGCCUGGGCUUGCUUCUCCUCAUUAUUGUUGUCAGCGCCUUUGUCUUCAACCCCGGACUGCUGUGGACACUGACAGGCUACGUGGUGGGCUACUUCAACAUGCUGCCUUCCUACCACCGCCUGCAGCAGGAUGUGUGGCGGCUCUAUCAGGUGGCUGUCCUGACGCUGGGUAUGGCCAUGACCUCCCAGGCCUGGCGCAGGUUGGUGGACUGGAGCCUGCAGGUGACCAACUGGAGCCAAGGAGGCAGAACGAUGAACCGGGAAAGCAACCAGCGUGGGGCAGCUGCGUCUGUGCCAAGACCAGCGGCCCCUGGCAGGCUGACCCUGGCAGGGGUUGGCCAGCUGCCAGCCGAGCACGUGGACCAGCUGGAGGCAGAGCAGGUACCACAAGCACGUCCUGCUCUGAGUCGAAGUGCCGUGGCAGGACAGCGUUUCCAGCUGCCCAGGGAGGAACCGAGCACCUCCUGGGGGAAAGGUCUGAGGAGGCAGCAGCUGAAUGCAGCAGCUGGGGAUGGUGAAGGCACUCCAGACAAUGACCCCUGGGUGCUCCUGAAAGAACAAGAGGAACGCAAGAAAUGUGUCAUCUGUCAAGACCAAACCAAGACAGUCCUGCUUCUGCCCUGCAGGCACCUGUGCCUGUGUCAGGAGUGCACAGAAGUCCUCCUGCAGCAGGCCAUCUACCAGCGCAACUGCCCACUGUGCCGCCAGAUGAUCCUCCAGACGCUCAAUGUGUACUUGUGAACCCAAGGCGGGCAAGUGGCUUGGAUCAUUUUCCCAGGAGAUCAAGGGCACCCCUCUCUCUGUCUCUUGCUGGGAAGUAGAACUUCCCAGGGCUGCCUCGAGCAGCUUCCAAAGAAUUAUGAUGGUGCUGAAAGGUCAAAAGAAUGCAGGGGGUGUCUGCUAGCCAUAUUUGCUAUGUAACUAGAUUGUAGCUCUUGCUAGCAAGCACAAUAACUGAUCUCUGCAGCAGGCUGAAAGAGUAAAGUUUUUUUUGUUGACAACUUUUGCUGUUUCAGAGCCUGUUGCCUCAAGCCUGCAGCCUCAAGCCUGCAGCAGUCUGAGAUCCAAAACAGAGCACAGAAAGAUGCUCUGGUCCCUCUUAGCCAAAGCUGGUGGAAAGGUCAAAAGCUAUGCCCUCCUGGGAAUCACAAGGGCUAGCACAAUGCAAGGGAGGGUUCUUCCCUAGACCUGCCCAGAAAACUACCUGGCAGACUGUAUUCAUGCCUCUGUUUCCUCCUCUGACCGUCUAAGUGGGGCAGCUCCUUGGGAAGGGAGAAGUGUGCCCCUUUUGCAAAGCCCUAGUAGAGCAAUGAGCACACUCGAGCUUUUUAAGCUUUGCUGAGUCUGCCUCUCAGCUGGAGAAGAGCACUGUUUCUGGGGUACUUCAUUAUCCCAGCCACAGUGGUUUUGGUUUUUGAGCUUCCUGUUCCCUUAACCAGGACGAGGAGCUGAGAUGAACGCAGGCUCCCUGCAGAGCUCAGUGUUGCUGCCACUUCCACGCAUUACCUAUGCAAGACUAGCAAGUGCACAUCAGGCUACUGACAUGAGGAGGCUGGAGGGAGUUACUCUUUCUGCAGGGGUGGUGCUGCUGCUUGGGAAACCUGAGGGGCGGCUGGCCAGUCAGGGCUCACAGCCCUGGCGGCAGCAGCAGCAUAUCUGAGCCAAUGCUGUCAAGUUCUUUCUAGAUAAUACACAUUUUCUUCAGGCUCAGAGUGCCAUGGAACUGGGUGAUUCAUACCAGUGCUUGCUUGCUGCUUCUCAGGCUGGACUGGCUAGAAGGAGUAACUCUUUGGGAAGAGAGGACACCCCAAAGUUUCUGGGAGCCCACCUAGACAUUCCAACUCCAGGCGUAAGUUCUGUAUAUCCGUGCUGGGGAUCUGCAGCUCUGUGCGUGGAGCAGUACCAGAACCAUGGCUAUCUUUGAUUAGGGCAGGGUUAUGCUGCUGUUCUGUCUUACUGUCUGUCAGAAAUGUAGCUAGUUUUAUUAAAAGCAUCCCCUGAAGUCUAUCAAGGGCAUCCAAUCCUGGCUGGGAAGGCCUGAGAUGGCUCAUGCCAGCUUGGUCAACCAGAACCAUUCCAAAAAAUUGCUGGGCUACAAGACGGCCUUGCACUAAAAAGCUUUUUCUUUUCCAGCUGCUUACCUGGGGUCAGCCGCGUGCCACGGCCAGUUUUGGCUAGAGCCAGAUAGGAAAGAGUCUUGACUCCUGAACUGCAAGCCAAGAGCCUGAAGGUGGCUGGCAUGGUCUUCCUUUUCCAUUCUCCUUGAUUAGUGACUUAAGCCAAAACAGAGGCAGCAGAGAGGCCCAGCCAUGCCGGGAGACACCUCUCUGCUGUAAACCUGAGCUGUGGCAAGAUACUAUCUUGUAGAGUGGUUGUGCAGGGUACUGCGGGGGCUGGUUUCCCCCCAUGUUUGCUGGGGGCUGGAGGGACUCCCUGGGCCAAGGUGGACUCCUGAGCACUAAUGGGUGUUAGAAGGGCCUGGCACACAGCUGUCAGCUGCUUCCACAUCCCUUUGAAGAUACGCAUAACUCCCUGCCCAAGCCCUGUUGCUCAGCCUCUUGUCCCUGUGCCUCCCCAGACACAUACCACCCAUGUUAAUAUUUGCUCUCCCCAGCCACCUCUCCUGUGGCUGCAGCCAGUGACACUUGCAGUUGAGUAGCCAAGGCCUUGCCAGAGCAGUGAGUGCAGCCUCACAGGCUCUGUUCACCAGGGUCCAGCUCAUCCCAGGCACCUGCAGAGGUCCUCCUGCAAGAGGAGAAAGGGAGCGGCACCCUUCCCUGGACUUGCCUCUGGAGACACCUGGGAGUGUGGCCCAGCUCCUGGCUGCAGGCAGUGGUGUUUGGUCAGGAGCAGCUCAUGGAUCUUGGGGUGCAAUAUUUCCUACAUGAAUUAUGGGGGGGGGGGAAGGACACCUACCCAGGACUGCAGUUUCCCCCCUCAACCCAUUUUUCUUUUUAGCAGUCACGCUUAUUUUAGGGCCUGUUUGUUUGCUGCCUGUUUAUAAAAAAAAAGCUUUGCCUUAAGUUUAACUCUUUGCACUAUGGACUAGUUACUGAGCAGAUUAAAGUCUCCUUUACCAAAA
Messenger RNA from Phalacrocorax carbo (great cormorant), 5222 nucleotides. The record is from RefSeq and is a predicted model, not a curated record. Lineage: Eukaryota; Metazoa; Chordata; Aves; Suliformes; Phalacrocoracidae.